AAAGGGAAGGUAAGCGAGGCUAUGGCGGAGGAAGGAACAAAUACCAAGAAGAGAAAGAUGGGAGAGAGAAGAGAGGCAGAUAGUGGCAAAUCUAAGAAGUGGCCUCUUAUCAAACCCAAGAAAAAUCUCCAGAUUAAUCAUCUCAAAGAUACCGAUCUUUUCACUGUGCAGCGUUUUUUCACAGCUGGUGAAUCGAAGGCUUUUAUCAAAGCUGCAGAAUCUAUUGGAUUUGUUCACCAGGGGAGUCUUGGUCCAACUAAAGGAGAAGCUUAUAGAGAUAAUGAUAGAACAUCUGCAAAUGAUCCUGUUCUUGCAAAUACAGUAUGGGAGUCUGGACUUAACAAAUUGUUUUCUGAUAUUAAAAUCAGGGGAAAGGUUGCUGUUGGUUUAAAUCCAAAUAUCAGAUUCUAUAGAUACAAGGCAGGCCAGCGUUUUGGACGGCAUAUUGAUGAAAGUGUUGAUCUUGGGGAUGGGAAGCGUACCCAUUAUACACUGCUAAUAUAUUUAAGUGGCGAUUCUAAAGCCAAAACUAAAAAUGAUCCAAAUGGCUCAAAGGAUUCUUCCUCAGAGCCUCUAGUUGGAGGAGAAACCGUCUUCUAUGGUUCAAGGAAUGGUGUUGUCGCUGAAGUGGCUCCAACUGAAGGGAUGGCUCUAUUACACAUUCAUGGGGACAAGUGUAUGCUGCAUGAAGCCCGGAAUGUUACCAAAGGUGUCAAAUAUGUGUUCCGUUCAGAUGUAGUUUUUGCUUAAAGAGUGGCUGCCUCUUUUAAAUGAAGCAAAAUCUGCUUUGGACAAAAUCAGAUUGGAGAGCUUGACAGGCGAGCAAGCUUGAUGUUCAACUUGAGCUCUUCCUCCGCAUUGUUCCUGACAAAACUUACAACACAUUGUCCAUCAUUGAUAGUGGUAUUGGCAUGACCAAGGUUGGUAGUGUGUCACUUAUGGCACUGUGUUUUUAAUUCGUGUUGAUUUUUUUUUUUUUAAUUUUUAUAAACCCACGACCAUUAGAAACUGUAGCAGCAUCUGCUAAUAUCAAAAUUAACUUUCUUCA
Hevea brasiliensis (rubber tree) is the source of this 1048-nucleotide messenger RNA. RefSeq lists its product as uncharacterized. The transcript has 5 exons. Gene Ontology annotation, molecular function: iron ion binding; L-ascorbic acid binding; procollagen-proline 4-dioxygenase activity. Bases 22 to 750 code for a protein of 242 amino acids. The record is from RefSeq and is a predicted model, not a curated record. Gene Ontology annotation, biological process: peptidyl-proline hydroxylation to 4-hydroxy-L-proline. Lineage: Eukaryota; Viridiplantae; Streptophyta; Magnoliopsida; Malpighiales; Euphorbiaceae. Gene Ontology annotation, cellular component: endoplasmic reticulum.